This is a messenger RNA of Erpetoichthys calabaricus (reedfish), 2603 nucleotides long. RefSeq lists its product as uncharacterized. NCBI's taxonomy places the organism in Eukaryota, Metazoa, Chordata, Cladistia, Polypteriformes, Polypteridae. The transcript is spliced from 6 exons. Bases 783 to 2603 code for a protein of 606 amino acids. The record is from RefSeq and is a predicted model, not a curated record.
UAGUAUUACCAACCAUUUUAUUUAUUUUGUGUCUAUGUUCCCUUACUCUUUCAGAAUUAACUUUCUGGUAUCCCUUGCCAUGGCUGCCACUAGUGUUCUUACGUGAGUCUUUGUUUGUAGUAGCAGUGUUCCUCUUAAAACAAAGGUUUCUUUUUUUAAUUGACGUAAUGGUUGAUUGCGUUAUUUUAAUAGACCCAACAUCGCCUGCGGUGUUGACAUGUAAGUAUUCAUAGGUUAAAUAACACAAAGAUUCAUUCAAAAAGUUUUUGGAAUAUCGGGCUUGGCGCUUAUAGACUUUGUUCAAAGGUGGCGGUUUAUCAUCCUGUUGUUCCCUUGUUCCUUUUUUCUUUUUGCAUGCUCAGUUACUCUUUAUUUGAUCUCUGUUGGAGGCAACGUGGCUUGGUGCAGACUAUAUGUAGGUUGUAACCUAUUAGUUGUUCCAUGAAGGCCAAUUUGUAAUAUUCUGAAAUUUCUUUUAAUUUCAGUUUUUGAUAACCUACACUUUAAAUGUAAAUGUCUGCCAGUUUCCUGCGGAUCUGUUUCAGGUCGCUCGUUGCAUUCCAGCUGGUUAAAUUUGAAGAAAAACAGAGGUGUUGUAAAACUUUGGAAUGGAACUGUAACUUUCUCUUGGUUUGUCUGAUUUAUCCAGCUUGAAUCCUGUGCCACAGUUCCGCCGCGAGACCUCCGGCGAACUGACCCUGAAGGCCUCCGCCGAGGCGAUCCAGGUCGCCAAGGCAUACGGCCUGAGCGCCACCGUGCCGUACAGGGUCAAGUCGGCCGAGAUGGUCAAGGAGCAGGCCAGGAGACAGGUGCGGGCAGCAGGCGGUGACCCCGGGGACUCCAGGCUGGUGCGCAGCGUCAGCGAGCUCCAGUUUGGACAGUACCGGGGUCAAACUUUUAAAUGGUUGCUGACCCAUGACCUCGGCUAUGCCGUCAUGGUGUUGGCAACCCACCAGAGGGAGCGCGAAGAUGGCCAGGUGUCGGAUAGCCCGCUGGCGAGCAAUAAGAACGCCCUGGAGUCCUACGCCUGGCUCUUUCCCGAUGUGAAGACGGCCAUCCGUCGUCGACGGGAGAGAGACGGGUCGGCCAGGACCCUGGACGAGGGCAAGAGGCUCGUCGGCUUCGGCCAACAUGGACACCUGACGUUUGAGGCCCUUUACGAUGCGGAAGAUCGGGAGGCUAAGAGUUACAUCAAAUGGCUCCGGCGCCAGACCACCAAAGUCGGGACCAAGAUGCAUGCGCUCCAGCUGUAUGUGCGGCGGAGAGACGAGGCAAAGGCAGCAGCAACCUCCUCCCUUCCCAAAACCACCACUGUUACCCCCACCGCCUCUCUCUCUGCAGCAGCCUCCGUCGUCGAGAUUCCCGAUGACGUGCUGCUGUCGGCCAGCAUGGAGUUGGAGGCUGCAUCUACCUCCCAGUCUGCAACCAGUGGAGGGCCCGUGCCAUCCCAGCGCUCCCAACCGACGGCUGAUCCGGGAAAGCAGCCUUCGCAAAUGCUGUCUGUAGCCAGGAGAGAGCUACUUUUACCCGAGGGCUGGAGGACUUCCCUACCCAAAGAACAGCAUGUGUGGGUAAGUCGGGCCCUUUUCACCAGGGGCAAGGAUGGAAAGCCUGUUCUGACGUCCAACCUUCGCCUUUGGUGGUAUCCUCCCGGCCCCCGCAACGUGCACCUCCAGCCCCCGACAUCGCCCGACACCUUUUUUCAGCGCCCGUUCUUCCUGUGGAUGCCGUACCGCAUGUGGGGCUACAAGCUGUCCUGCACGGUGUGCAGCCACAGGUUGUCGGGAGCCGGACUCUACAGGACCGUCCGGAGGGUCCUGGAGUCAGACGGAUGGUACUUUAUGGCCACGGAGUACCUGGAGUGCCGGCGCUGCAAGAAGAAGGUGGCGGGCUGGUCACAGGAUGUCUUGGAUCAGCUGCACUGCACCCAUCGGGAUGACUUUCCAGCUAUCCUGACUUACAGAUUAUCCUGCGACAAAAAGCUCAUGGGGCAGAUGCGUGAGCGCACGCUGGGCAACGGGGCCACCCGGCUGCGCAGAUAUCUGCUCGAGGAGCACGUCAAGUCCUGGUUGGAGCGGUCCAGACAGUUCAUGUUCGCGGUCACCAAGUUCAUCACAUCGGGUGCCGAGCCAUCUACGACUACGCCUCGACCACCACGGAUGACCCCGGUUCCCGGUGUAAAGUGGUUGCUGUCCAUCUAUGCCAGGGAGGUGGCUUCGAGGAUAGAAGAGACCAAGGCCCGGAUCACCUCCAUCUUUGGCUCAUUCUUGAAGAUGGACUCAACCAAGAAGGUGACCAAGAAACUUGCUGGUGCCGCGGCAGGAACGGCAGCCUGGGUGACCAACGUGGGGAAUGAGUAUGGCCAGGUCUUAAUCAGCGUCCUCACUGCAGCCGAGGGUGCUGGCCUGUACCCCAUGGCCACCGUGCUGAUGCGGCGAUACCGUGAUGCCGGUGUGUCCCCGCCUCUGGUCCUCUAUGUGGACCGAGACUGCUGUUCCCACGGGGGACCAUCCAAGGUGUCCCUCUUAUUCCAUCAGUGGGAUCAGCUAGUGGUGCGGCUCGACGUGUGGCACCUGAUGCGACGCUUCGCGGAGAAGGAUUGA